UAGUCUACAUCAUGAGUACUUACAAAUCACUUCUCCAAAGAGAAUUUGGAUGACGAUUCAUCUUCAGAUCACGAUGAUUAUUUCAUCAUCACAGCUGCUCAAAUUGUGCAAACGUUUUCGGAUCAUAAACGAAGACAUGGUGGUUAUGUCCUUGGCCAUAUUGUUAUUUAUCGAGAUAGAAAAGGCGGCCAUCAAAGGAUGUUUCAAGAUUAUUUGGCGGAUAAUCCGACAUACGGACCACAUUUAUUCCGUUGGAGGUACAAGAUGAAUAGGGAGCUUUUCAUACGCAUAAUGAAUGUUGUUGAGUCACAUGAUGAUUACUUUGUGCAAAAAAGAAAUGCGGCCAAUGUACUUGGAUUAAGUUGCUUCCAAAAAGUCACUGUUGCAUUUUGUAUGCUCACAUAUGGGGUUCCUGCUGAUGCUACAGAUGAGUAUGUUCACAUUGGCGAAAGUACUGCACUUGAGAGCCUACGUAGGUUCGUUGUUGCAAUUGUUGAUGUAUUUGAAUAUGAGUACCUGAGACAUCCUAAUGAGGCCGACACAGCACGCUUAAUGGCACUCGGUGACAAAAAUGGUUUUCCUGGAAUGUUAGGGUCCAUCGACUGUAUGCAUUGGGCGUGGAAGAAUUGUCUAGUAGAAUCUCAGGGUCAGUACAAGGGGCAUGUGGAGAAGUCCACUAUCGUUUUAGAAGCUGUUGCUUCAAACGACCUUUGGAUAUGGCAUGAUUUUUUUGGAAUGCCUGGGUCUCAUAAUGACAUCAAUGUCCUUCACCGGUCUCCUUUAUUUGCGAACCUGACGGAGGGUAGAGCUCCAGAUGUGAACUACACCAUUAAUGGUCGUGAUUACACUAUGAGUUAUUAUCUAGCAGAUGGUAUAUACCCCUCAUGGGCUACUUUAGUCAAGUCUAUCUCUCUACCUAUGGGGAACAAGAAGAAAUAUUUUGCCAAAGCACAAGAAGUAGCGAGAAAGGAUGUCGAAAGAGCUUUUGGGGUUUUGCAAUCUAGGUUCGCCAUUGUUCGAGGACCAGCUCGCUUGUGGGACAUAAAGACACUUGGAUUGAUCAGGAGGGCUUGUGUGAUCAUGCACAAUAUGAUUGUUGAAGAUGAAGGAUUUGUUGACCCUAUUGAGCAGUUCGAUUAUGGUGGUCAAAAUGUGGAACCUUCUCGUGGCCAGGCUACUCAAACACUUGCUGAAUUUAUUGAUGCUCAUAAAAGGAUCAGAGACCAGGAAACACAUUUCCAGUUGAAAGAAGACCUCAUCCAGCACCUACAGAACCAUCAUCCAGAUUUAUAUUAGC
Molecule: messenger RNA, 1297 nt
Organism: Setaria italica (foxtail millet)
Lineage: Eukaryota; Viridiplantae; Streptophyta; Magnoliopsida; Poales; Poaceae
Exons: 2
Coding region: 199-1296 (365 amino acids)
Source: RefSeq, a predicted model, not a curated record